AGUGCGUCUUAAGCCAUCGUUAAGUGAUUAUUAUAAGUUCGUCGUUUUCACGUUCGUUUGAGAUUAGUGUUGUUUGUGUUCUGUGAUAUGUCCGGAAUAUGGCCACCGGUCAUCCCUACGGGUGUUGACACUGUAACAUGGCUACCCUAGGCCUAUCGAAAGUCUUCAUUUUAGACAAGUACUUCACGGAAUUGCAAAAGUUCUGGGAGACCGAGAAGAAGCUGCAAGAUGCAUCAUCCUCGAAUGAGGCUGUUCAUCUUCAGCAGCGCCUUCGAAGUCUAAGCACUGAACUUGUAACGCUAAGAAAUCGCCUCCAUGUCCAAGGAGGACAAUCGACCACCCUAAAAGGUGGAGGUGGAUCUGUUCCUUUAGUACCUGUUGCUGCAACUCCCCAACCUGUCGUUCCGCCGAGAUCUGCGCUUAAUGUACCUGCACCAUUGGGUACCGUAACACAGCAACAACGACCGCAAGCGCCCACUACAGGGUCUUCGUCCAACCUCGAGGAUCUAAUUCAUCUUCAUGGACCGCUUACCGAAGAUGCAGUCAUGAAAUGUUUACAGGCGCGAUUUCAAGCGUCCAACUUUUACACUAACGUGGGUCCAAUUUUACUCUGCGUGAACCCAUAUAGAGAUGUAGGAAAUCCUUUAACUUUGAGUAGCACGCGGGGUAUAGCGCUAAGUCCACAGCUAAAUAAAGUAGUACAGGAGGCAGUUCGGCAACAAUCUGAAACUGGAUACCCUCAAGCCAUAAUAUUAUCGGGAACCAGUGGUUCGGGUAAAAGUCAUGUUUCGAUGCUUCUUCUUCGUCAACUUUUUGCCGUGGCCGGUGGAGGACCAGAAACUGAUGCUUUCAAGCAUUUAGCAGCCGCCUUUACAGUAUUACGUUCUUUAGGUUCCGCUAAAACCAUAACCAAUUCGGAAUCGAGUAGAAUUGGACAAUUCAUCGAAGUACAAGUAACUGAUGGAGCUCUAUACCGAACAAAGAUCCAUUGUUAUUUUUUGGAUCAAACGCGAGUGAUAAGACCAUUACCAGGUGAAAAAAAUUACCACAUAUUUUACCAAAUGCUUGCCGGAUUAUCGACGGAAGAAAGAACCAAAUUAAAUUUAGAAGCUCAAACAAUAAAUACGUUGAGAUAUCUUCAGUACGGCGAUACGAGGCAAGAUGCAACUGAAGAUUCAAACAGGUUUCAGGCAUGGAAGAAUUGCUUAGGAAUUCUUGGUAUACCAUUCUUAGAUGUAGUACGAGUUCUUGCAGCGGUUCUCCUACUGGGAAAUGUGCAAUUCAUGGACAGUAAAGGACUGGACGUUGACGUUAAAGGCGAAGCCGAAUUGAAUGCUGUCGCAGGUCUACUGGGAGUAUCCGGUGGAGCUCUUUUCCGUGGUCUCACUUCCCGUACCCACAACGCUCGUGGCCAGCUGGUGAAAUCUGUGUGUGAUGCAAAUAUGUCUAGUAUGACGCGUGACUGUCUUGCUAAAGCUUUAUAUUGCCGUACUGUUGCUACCAUAGUUCGUAGAGCUAAUAGUCUUAAGAGAUUAGGAUCAACAUUAGGUACUUUAAGUUCUGAUUCGAAUGAAUCGGUACAUAAUCAAGCUGAAGUUACGAGUCAGCAUGCUUCCACUAUUGGAGGAAGUACUAACGCCGGAAGUAAAUCGAUGGCGGCUUUAAAUAAUGCUGUCAGACACGCGACCGAUGGAUUUAUCGGGAUUCUCGAUAUGUUUGGUUUCGAAGAUCCAAAACCCAGUCAAUUGGAACAUCUUUGUAUCAAUUUAUGUGCUGAAACGAUGCAACAUUUUUAUAAUACCCACAUAUUUAAAUCUAGUAUAGAAUCUUGCAGAGAUGAGGGAAUCAAUUGCGAAGUAGAGGUAGAUUAUGUCGACAAUGUACCCUGUAUCGAUUUAGUGUCGUCUUUAAGAACUGGAUUAUUAAGUAUGUUGGAUGUCGAGUGUUCAAUUAGAGGCACAGCUGAUUCUUACGUGUCUAAAAUCAAAGUACAACAUAAAAAUAAUUCUAGACUUUUUGAUCCUAAGCCGGUAGAUCCGCGUCUGUUUGGUAUACAACAUUUCGCAGGGAGAGUUGUAUAUGACGCCACAGACUUUCUAGAUACGAAUAAAGAUGUUAUUCCUGAUGACCUAGUUGCAGUAUUUUAUAAACACAGUUGUAAUUUUGGUUUCGCUACUCAUUUAUUCGGUAGUGAACUUAAAGCUUUAUAUUCAUCAGAAACAGUACCGAGAGGUGUUAGUUUCAGAAUAUCUCCAACAUCUCAUACGGAUAUUUUAAACGGCGACGAACCGGUUUCUACGUUAACUCAAGACUUUCACACUCGUUUGGACAAUUUAUUGAGAACAUUAGUACACGCUCGUCCACAUUUUGUUCGAUGCAUCUGUAGCAACUCUCAGGAAGCUGCUAAUAGAUUUGAAAGAGGAACAGUUGUACGACAAAUAAGAUCUUUGCAGGUACUAGAAACUGUUAAUCUUAUGGCAGGUGGAUAUCCUCACAGAAUGCGUUUUAAAGCGUUCAAUAUGAGAUACCGGUGUUUAGCACCUUUUGCUAAACUCAACAGAAGCGAUGACAAAGUUACAGAUGAUUGUCAUUUGAUUUUACAACAUGUAAUGGAUUCUAUAGGUAAACAGCAAAGUUUUGUUUCAACGAGUUAUGCUAUGGGAAAGAGACAUAUAUUUCUUAGCGAAGGUAUCAGACAGCAAUUGGAGAAGCUUAGAGCGAAGACGAGGACGAAAGCUGCAACGUUAAUACAAGCUUCAUGGAGGGGUUGGCAUUGCAGGUAUAGACUGUCGACUCUUCGAAGAGAAAAGAAUUUAAAUCCACCACCUGUAUCUAGAACCGCUAUAGGUGGCACAAGACCGAGACCUCAACCUAUCGCCGGAACUCCACCACCGGAUCCAAACGAAAAAUGUGAUGCAAAAAUUAUUCAGCAAACUUGUAAUUUAUUCGGAUUAGAUUUAGAAAGACCUCCACCUGUACCACCUAGUCGAUCGUAUACUGUCACGGGUAAUACCAAAUUGGGUUAUCCACAAACAAGAGUUAUGAAAAUGACUUAUCCUGAAGAUAAUAGCGGAGACGGUUCCGUAUUACUCAAAGGAGAGACUGUAUUAGUUGUAGGUGCUUCGCAUCGCAGAGGUCAUUUGAUCGUUGAACAUAAACAUUGUACGCUUCAUGUGCCGUUUCAAUUUUUAGAAUUAAAACAAAGUGUGAAUAUUUAAUCUUGCCAUCGUCUUCCACUGUUGAUUACCAACAGGUACUGAUAUUUGCCUCUAAGGUUUAUUUUUAGUUAUAAGGCGGAUGUAAAUUUCCCUACCUACAUGUACUGAACAGUAUUUUUUAUAUACGAAUUAAAAUAAAUUUUCCACCAUCCACUUUUGUUGUAAAAAGUACAUUCUCGGCCUAUGAUAAAGAGCAAUCAGUGAGUUAUUGAUAAGAAUCUAACUAAUGUACGAAUUAUUUUAGAAAAUUGAAUAUCACAGAGAUAAAAACAUUCUGAAAACAAAAUCAUGAUAAAGUUCUUUUACUUUUUUCGAGACAUGCUUCUAUUUUGGUCUCAGCCUAUUACCUAACACACGAAGGUGUAGCUUUCAUAUAAUCUCUUUGGUGGUCUGUCUUGAUUUUAUUGAUAAAAAUGUCUUCGGUUAUCCGAUUCUGAAAGAUUCUACCAACAUAAUCCCUCCAGUUUCUCUUUUUACCUUUGACCCAUCUGACAACAAUAUUUCACUCGAGAAAUUUGUCUUGUUAUUGCUCCAGGUUAUCCCGUAAGGUAUGCCUGUCCAUAAUAUUCUCAUCCCAGCAUAGUAAGAGUUUUAAAGUGCUUGUCUGGCUCAUCCAUCUUCUACUAUAAUAGGCUUUGUUAUGGUAGAUAAUAAAAUAAGAAUGAAAUAAGGUUAAAGUAGCGAUUAACUAAACAAGUCACGUUGAUAUCACUGAACUGAUAAUAAGUUGCUCUAUCAAAUGUCUUUCGGAAGAAACCUGUACUGAAAAAACUCCUCCCACCGCAAUGCUUAUCGGCUUCCAGUAGUAUAUACUCAAGGCAGUGACUGUUUUUUUAUUGUAAGUGAUAACGGAAUUGAGAAUUUGAGGUAUAAAAUCAACCUCAAACGUAUUAACAUGACUUCGCGUUGUCCAUUCGAGAAUUACAGUUAAUUAUGACUAUUUAGCCCGAAUGUUCAUAGAGCAUUUCACGCAUUUGAAACAUUCAAUACAAAUUUUAUUUUCUUUUCAAAAUAUACUGUUUCUUUAUUAUGCUAUUAUUUUAAGCAAUAUUAUAUUUUCAAGAUACUGUAUAUAUACAAAUAAUUCUUUGAUUACGUUAAGUAAUAUAUCUUGCCUACUGUAAAAA
This is a messenger RNA of Diorhabda sublineata, 4345 nucleotides long. It is a transcript of the gene dachs, whose product is annotated as unconventional myosin-Ia. Gene Ontology annotation, cellular component: vesicle; myosin complex; cytoplasm. Lineage: Eukaryota; Metazoa; Arthropoda; Insecta; Coleoptera; Chrysomelidae. The coding region runs from base 138 to 3218 and encodes 1026 amino acids. Gene Ontology annotation, molecular function: ATP binding; cytoskeletal motor activity; actin filament binding. Gene Ontology annotation, biological process: vesicle transport along actin filament; actin filament organization. The transcript has 7 exons. The record is from RefSeq and is a predicted model, not a curated record.